AUUUUUGUGUGUGUGUGUGUGUGCGCGUGUCUGUGUGUGUGUGUGCGCGUGCGCAGCAUGCAACCUGUGUAAAAAGUACAGUGAAAUUCUUACCUUUUAGAGUUCUUUCCCAAAAAUGCAGUGACAAUAAUAGUAAUAUUAUUAUAAUAAUAUAUAUAAUAGAAAAUAGAGUAGCAAAUACAAGUAAAAAUAAAAACCACGUAAAAACUAUGAUGAGCGUUAAAGAGAGUAUGUACUGGUCAGUGCCUGUACCUUAUUCAAUGUGCAGGGGUACUGGAGUGGUUGAGGUGGGUUUAUACAUAAAAAGUGACUGGUAGUAAGGAUAUACAUGUGAACAGGCCUGAAAAGUUACUGUUAGCAAGAAUAUAUAAAUACUCAUGGUAAUAUACCGAUGGUAGAAUAUACAUGUAAACAUGAGUAAUAGUGACCAGUAGCAGAAUAAUCAUUGGACAGCUGCAUAAUGGAGUAAUACAUCUAAUCAAUAAUAAUUUUAGCAGCAGCGUAGGUUGUGUUUGAGUUUGUAUAGACCUGUUGAUGGUCUGUGGGAGAGGGAGAGCAGUUGUGGUUAGCAAUUUUACCAUGUUAUGGCCAGGGGAUUAAAGCUGUUUAGGAGUCUUUCUGUUUGUACGAGUCUUGAUGCACUGGUAGACUGGAGCAUGGAGAGCAUGUCCCGGGUGGCUGGAAUCUUUGGCAAUUUCUCAGACACCACCUGGCAUGUACGUCCUGGAUAGCUGGGAGCUCGCUCCCAGUGGUGCCCUGGGCUGUCCGCACCACCCUCUCGUAGGGCCUUCCAGUCGCAGAGUGGUAGAGGAUGAGACACAGGUCUCUCGGGCUACACAGGCUGAGCAGGACCACUAUGAGAUGCAUGGCAGAGCAGCCAACAUAGUGCGUGCGGGCGAGUCCCUGAUGAAACUGGUGUCGGACCUGAAACAGUUCCUGAUUCUCAACGACUUCCCGUCAGUCAACGAGGCCAUCAGCCUGCAGAACCAGCAGCUGCGCUCGCUGCAGGAGGAGUGCGACAGGAAGCUCACCUCUCUCCGCGACGAGAUCGCCAUCGACCUGUACGAGCUAGAGGAAGAAUAUUACUCCUCCAGGUACAAGUAGGCUCAUACUGUACAGUCGUUGAUCAUUUGGCCUACUCCAUCAUGCCCUAUAGCCCCAACUUAGCCCCUACAUUAUAGCACCUAUACCCCUCACCGCCGUGCCUUAUGAAGGGUUGCUCUUACCCCACCACCUCAGUCAUUAGUUUGUUAUUGUCUUUGUGUGUUGAGUCAACUUCAUGAGAAUAUCUAAAUGCCCGGGUUCAAUAGAUGAUUGAUCUAUCUAUGGUCAAAAAUCAAUUGCAGUACAUUUAACGAAAGAAGUGCCUUGUUUGACAUGCCUCUGGAAGUUUUUAUCCUCAUGUAUGAUAGAUUGUAGGUCUCUACAUGGUAAAUGUUACACUCAAUCAUAAGUGUGGAGUUUCUACUGUAUCUGGUUGCUAUAUUCUUCCUCAGUUCUUUGUAAUAGGCAAAUGGAAGUGAUGAAUAAGAGAACAUGCAUAGAGAGGAGGAAAGGGAAAUGUCAGACAAAUACAUGUUAAAUGCUUUGUAGCAUAUUUCUUGGACUCUUAUGAAGAACAAAAACUAUGAUACAAUCACAAAAUCACUGGAAGAUUAUUUAUAUCCAAUUGUUGUAGUUGUUCCUCCAUUAACAUGUCUUUAUAACCCCAAAUAUAAAUUAUGGAUGUAUAGGUCGAUUAACCAUUGUAUAAUCACACCAGCCAUUUGAAGCUUUCUAUGUUAUUAAUUUUCUAUAGAAUGUUUUUUUGACUGGAAAGUGCUAGACAUGUCUCAAAUCCAAUCUCUUAUGAGGGUUCCAUAAACUUGUUUGAACAGAAUCCAGUAUCUCUACCGAUUCCAUCCCUAGCUAGCCGACAAGUUACCAAGCCAGUAACCGUGCAAACUGUGUUCACAAAGCAUACAUUGUUGCACGAACAUCAACUAUGGCAUUAUGUCUAUAUCAGUCACCUACAUAGAUCCACCCUUAAACCCUUUUUAAACUUUGAAAAAUAAACUAGAGACAAAACAA
This is a messenger RNA of Oncorhynchus gorbuscha (pink salmon), 2070 nucleotides long. Its product is annotated as mediator of RNA polymerase II transcription subunit 22-like. The coding region runs from base 715 to 1104 and encodes 129 amino acids. NCBI's taxonomy places the organism in Eukaryota, Metazoa, Chordata, Actinopteri, Salmoniformes, Salmonidae. The record is from RefSeq and is a predicted model, not a curated record. The transcript is spliced from 3 exons. Gene Ontology annotation, cellular component: mediator complex. Gene Ontology annotation, molecular function: transcription coregulator activity. Gene Ontology annotation, biological process: regulation of transcription by RNA polymerase II.